Molecule: messenger RNA, 3218 nt
Organism: Microplitis demolitor
Lineage: Eukaryota; Metazoa; Arthropoda; Insecta; Hymenoptera; Braconidae
Exons: 5
Coding region: 120-1166 (348 amino acids)
Molecular function (GO): methyltransferase activity
Source: RefSeq, a predicted model, not a curated record
CUAAAAAAAAUUUAUCAAAGGAACAAAAUGGUUAGCGGUAAAAAGAAACCACGUGUGUAGUCGACGAAAAAAACUACCCAUUUACCAAAUAAUUUUCCAGUUUAUUGUAGUAAUUAAUUAUGAGCAGGACAAUGUCUCAAGGUACGGACAUCAAAGCUUUUGAAGAAGCUGUGAAAAAAGUAGAUGAUAUAAUAAGACGUUUCGAUGACUCGACUAGAAACGCAUUGGUGUCUCAUAUUGUAACAACAUGGUUGGCUGAAAAAUUCGGUUCUGUAUCAGUUUCAUCAAGUGCAGAGCAGAAUCACUCGAAAGUUGAAAAUGGCGCAGACCAAGAUGAUGAUGAUUACGAUCCCGAAGUGUUGGAUGACCCCAUCAUGGCCUUAGAACGCAUCGUCGCUAGUUUAAAAUCCAAAGUACCUCAAAGUGGAAUUCUUCCAUCAGAAACUUUCAUUACAUCCGAUAAACAAAAGAAUUCCGAGCCUGAUUCUGCUACGACAAUUCAUAUCGACGGCUUCCUUUACGAUGAAGAAGAUCUAGAAAAUCUUGAAGAUGAAGGAGAUCUUGCUCGUUAUUACUGCGAGGAUUGCGGUUCUAAAAAAAUUAAAUUCUUGAACAUAGUAUCAAAUUCAAUGAAUCGCGAGGAACUGUUUCAUAUCUUCAAUGAUUAUCUUCCAAGACUUGACGGGAAGAUUGUUCUCGAUGUCGGCUCACGUCUUGGUGCAGUUUUAUACGGCGCUUACGUAUUUACCGAUGCUGAAAAAAUAAUUGGCGUGGAAAUGAACAAAGAAUUUUGCGAUAUUCAAAAUGAGAUUGUCAAAGAAUUUAAAAUGUCUAAAAGAAUUGAAGUUAUCAACAAAGAUAUCAAAGAUGCUGCAGACGUACUGGAGUCAGCGGACGUUGUUGUCAUGAACAAUGUCUUCGAAUCUUAUUUACCAGAAGAUCAGCAAGUGGAGAUGUGGAAUUUUUUUAAGGAACACAUAAAGAAAGACGCUUUCAUUGUAUCCCGGCCACAUAUUAAAGAAAUAUUUGAUAAAUUAAAUGUCAAUAUUAAUGUCGAUGAGUGGGUAAAAAAAGUAGAGGGUAUCGAUGGCAGUUGCAAGUCCGAAAACACAUCAAUUACAGUAGAACUACCCUUGUCAAAAAUAGCUUGCUACGUAGUUUUAUAGAGUGUGCUGCCAAACUGAUCCCAACAAUUUUAUACUACAAGUGAUCCCUACAAAUUGAUCCCACUGACAUUCAGUUUAAAAUAAUAGAGAUGAUAACAAUGAAAAUCUUUACGAAACUGGUGAAUUAGAAAAUCAGUUGUUACUUGGACCAGUUGUCAGUUGAAUUUAAUCUGUGGGAUCAAUUGUUGUGUGAUCACUUGUCUGGGAUCAGUUAUCAUGGAACUGUUUUAUAGAAUCAUCAUUUAUUUCAGUAUAUUUUUUACAAUUAAUUAUUUUUAUUUGCCUCAUUACUAUGUUACUCAAUUAAAGAAGCAUCUUGGUGGUAUUUAUUAUCGUUAAAAAUAUCAUAAUAGCAUCAGCUAUAAAUAUACGGAAGUCACAUAAUAAGAGAAACUAUUAUUUUAAUUAGCAAUGUCUGUGUGUGUCCAGCUGAGUGAAGUUAAAUAAUUAUAAUAUUAAUCCGUUAUAUAUCUAUACAACUGUUAUAUAUGUAUAUACAGUAUGCAAUAGCAUGGAGUCUUUAUAAGUACCUAGACUGAAACGUCGAGCCCCUUCUCUGGAUCCGUGAGUAGGAGAAGUCACUGGCAAUAUGGUCAAGUUCAAAUCACGGGUUCAGUCGCCAAUUGACUCACUAUGGAGCUCACGCUAAGUGUUUAAUAAUUAUCAAUUUUUUUAUUUUUCAUUACUUCAAUUACAAUAUAUUAUUUUGUUAAUUAAUCAGCGCGACGUAAUACUGUAGAUGCUAGAGCGGUUUUAAAUUGUCCCUAGUGGUUGUGAUAAAACGCUACUGUCAAAGUUUUAGGUAAGAAUUAUUUUUCUACCUGUUGAUUAAAAUUUUUAAAAUAAUUAUUAUAAGAUAUUGAUUGAUAUUCAAUUAAAAAAUAUGUAUGUAAUGUAAUAAGUAAAGUUAGUUUAAAUUAAACAAGUUUUUUUUAUAGCCAACUGGCAGUUUAUAAACUCAUAUCACUUGUUGUUCCGGUGGUGUAAUUAUGUCAAAUGAUGAUAAACUAAUUAACAGUUGUAAUGAUAAGUACAAUCGUUUAACUGGAACGCUAACUAAAGCAUAUAUAAGUAACCUUCGAAUUGACAUUGACCCAUUUCCAUUUUAACAUCGGCCUCCACUUCAUUUAAUUUAUCUAACUUUAAUUUAAUUUUUUUUAUUUUAUAAUAAUUUUUUUAUUAUUAAAAAUAAUCAACAAAAUUUAACCACCGUACAGAAAAGUAGAUUUUAAAUUUGCCAGCUCAUUAUUUUAAAUAAAAUAUUGUGUUGUAAUUUUAACGAUUUAUUGGGAAUGACUUCUUGGCAUUAAAGAGCAAGUGCGAUAAUUAAUCAUACUGAUAUUUAUUGUCAUAAAAUGUCGGAAGAUGAAAAGUUAAAAAAAAAACAAUUACGAAGUUGAGGCAAAGAAGAAAAAUUAUGAUCAUUAAUUAAAAUCACACGGUAAAUGUACUUGAGAAAAUAUUGUACUCUCAUCAGUAGACUGUCAUGACAAUGUAUAUUAAUUGCGUUGGUGAGAAAAGACGCAUGUAGAUAUAUAUUUAUAUAUAUGUCUUUUGAAUUGAUCACAUUCGCUGUUAUAUUGAUGCACGCGGACACCACACACUCCACGUGUUUGCUCACAAUUACACAAUACCAUGGGGCUAAAUGCAAACAUUGCAUACUUUAACUUAUAUUUAUUUAUACUUGGCAUAUAUAUAUACAAAUAAAAAUAAUUUAUAUCUUAUGCAACAUUCUUUAGUGUGAAAAAUAAACAAAGAAUAAAAAUUAACGUGGGUCUUUGGUGGAAGAUUUUGCAUUUAAUUAUCAGUUUUAUCUGAAACUGUUUAAAAUAAAACUGAUGAUUAAUUAAUUUACUGAAUUCCUCAAGAAAAAAAGAGCUAAAUAAAAUUUAUUUUAUCAAUACAAUAAUGUAUUUAAUACUAGGAUUAAAAAAUACGUGCCUUAUAAAUAUUAAAAUAAAAGGAAAUGCCAAAAGUUGUUCAGCCAAAUGCUAAUUAUUAGAACUUGUCAAUUUUGUACUGUGUAAAAAAUAAAAAUAAGAUAAAUCAUUA